Messenger RNA from Girardinichthys multiradiatus, 14852 nucleotides. It is a transcript of the gene pcloa, whose product is annotated as piccolo presynaptic cytomatrix protein a. NCBI's taxonomy places the organism in Eukaryota, Metazoa, Chordata, Actinopteri, Cyprinodontiformes, Goodeidae. The transcript has 26 exons. The coding region runs from base 170 to 14665 and encodes 4831 amino acids. Gene Ontology annotation, biological process: protein localization to synapse; presynaptic active zone assembly. Gene Ontology annotation, molecular function: structural constituent of presynaptic active zone; protein binding; metal ion binding. The record is from RefSeq and is a predicted model, not a curated record. Gene Ontology annotation, cellular component: glutamatergic synapse; membrane; GABA-ergic synapse.
CAACGGAAAACGAAGCAAAUGGAUGCGCGACAAGACAGGAAAAUAAUCGCAAUAAUAUAAAUAUUUCGUCAUGCUUCGAUACUCCAAGGAUCGCCGUCUUCGAAGAUAAAACAACAAGAAAAGGGUCUCGGAUUGAUCUAAGAACUGGGGGAAACGGGAGGGGUCGAUCAUGGGAAACGAAGCGAGCCUGGAAGGAGGCGAAGGGCCGCCGUCUGGACUGCCGGAGGGGUUGGCACCUGACGGAAAGGGCGGCUUCGUCCGGGUCUCUGACGGCAAUCCGGUCAGCCUGAACGAGCUGAGCGAGGAUGAGAGAAGGCAGCUGGCCGCGGCGAUGUCAAGGGCGCAGGGCAGGCAACCUGGAGCUUCAGCAGCUGCACGAAGACCUUCAGAAUCGGAUGCUCAGCAACAAGUAGGGGCCUCCAGGGGCCCAGCAGGUUUGAGUAAAAGUCGAACUGUAGACGCCUUCAACCAGGGUCCACCUGUCAAACCCACACCGGGCCGCAGCCCCUCAUCCCUAAGCCUCUUUGAAUCCAGAUUCCGGCAGGAGCCAAAAGGCGCAGAGACUAAAUCAUCUGCCAUGUUUGGCUCCAGCUUCCUCAGCGGGGCAAAUGCCCUUAGCGCUGUGUCAUCCAUGACAUCCUCCAUCACGUCCAUGGGUGAUGGUGUCAACAUUCCCAAGUUUGGACUGUUUGGGGAUGAGGAGGAGGGUGAUGCAUCAGCAAAAGCGGAGAAUAAGCAGGGAGGGAAGCCCCCAGGAAAGGGCCCCCAGCAGGGUCUAGGACCAAAGGGACCACUGCAGGGAGGACCCCAAAAACAAAGUCAGGGCCCUCCUGGGCAGGGGCCAAAGCCAGGUCAAGCCCCCCCUAGUCAGGGACCGAGGCAAGGUCAGGGGACACCAGGUCAGGGACCCAAAUCUGUUCCUCCAGGGCAAGGACCACCUGUUCAGGGGACAAAAUCAGGUCAAGGUCCUCCUGAGCAAGGACUAAGGCAAGGUCAGGGGCCCAAAUCCAAUCAAGGACCCCCUGGGCAAGCCCCCAAACAAAGUCAAGGACCUGCAGGGCAAGGGCAGCAGGCACCCAGACCAGAUCAGGGUGGACCCUACCAGCAAAAAGGUGGACCACCCCAACAAGGACCUGGAAAACCUGGAUCAAAACCGCAAGGACAGCAAGGCCCCAUGCCAACAAAAGGUACUGGGGCUCCCAGUCAGCAGGUAGCUGGAAAGCCUGCAGGUAGACUCUGUCUGUUGUGUAAAACCACUCAGCUCAACACUGCCUCCAAGGACCCACCAAAUUACAAUACUUGCACUGAGUGCAAGAACCAGGUCUGCAGCCUGUGUGGCUUCAGCCCGCCAGACUCAGCGGGUAAAGAAUGGCUUUGUCUGAACUGUCAGAUGCAGCGAGCAAUGGUAGGAAUGGAUUCCCCUGGCAUGUCAAAGCCCAUGCAAGGCUCUGGCCCACCCUCGCCUCAGAGACAGGUAUCUGGCAAGCCUAGAAAGUUGCUGAUAAAGCAGCAGAGCACCUCUGACCCAGGAUUAACGCCACCAACAACACCAAGACAAAACUCCCCAGGUCAUUCAUCUCCAGGACCUCUUUCUCCAGGCUCUUCAUUGGGAGGAUCGCCCAAAAUUGAUCCCAAGACAGGACGCCCCAUUCAGCAGAAGUCUAGCCCUCAGCAGUCUCCAGCUAAAGCCAAACAGGAAUCUAGCUUCUUUGGGGGAUUGGGAGGUAUUAGUUUAGGAGGGCUCACAGAUUCAGCUAAGCCCCCUGUGGGUGCACAAGCUACAGAAUCUGUUACAGGAAAACUAUUCAGUGGGUUUGGUGGAUUGAUGGAGUCAUCGAAACCUCCUACAGAGGCUGCACCAAAACAAGACGCAUCUGUGGCUGGAAAGCUGUUUGGGGGUUUAGGAGGGCUGACAGAGUCAGCAAAACCUCCCACUGCUGCAUCUCAAAUGUUCAGCUUUGGCUCAUCGCUUCUGAGCUCAGCCACCACUCUCGUCUCUGGGGAGGAAACCAAAGCACCGGAGUCUCCAGCUGGGUCACCAGACUCUGGAUCAGGUUCUCCUCCUGAGUCUGAUCCUGGUUCACCUCCUGACUCUCCUUUCUCUGCCCCUGGAUCUGCACCAGAUUCCGACUCUGCUCCUGAAACCCCACCUGUCAGGUCCAAAACGCCCCCCAGACACACCACUGUGGAGAAGGAAGAGAAGUCCCCAGCAGCAGAACCUGCUCAGGCUCAAACUUCAGUUGCCAUGGAAAACUGUCCUCUCUGUAACCUGGAGUUAAACAUUGGAUCAUCAGACACCCCCAACUACAGUCUUUGCACUGAGUGCAAGAAGAACGUGUGCAAUCUUUGUGGAUUUAAUCCUAAUCCUCAUCUAGGGGAGAAAGAAUGGCUUUGCCUGAACUGUCAGACUCAAAAAGCAAUGUCAGGCCAGCUAGAAGACGUUCCACCGCCAUCCAUGGACUCCACAAAGAAACAAGGACCUGCUCCAUCCUCUGCCCCCUCCUCUACCCCUGUUCCUGCUGCUGUAGAUAGCAAACCUGUAGCUGAAACAGUAGAUCCAACCCCACUUGCUUCUGAGAUCAAGGUAGUGACUGCAUCUACACCAGUUUCAUCUGAACACGCAUCCACUCCCAUAGAGAACAUGCCUCAAGAAACACAUCAGCCAGAGGAACUAAAGCAGUUAUUAGCAGACACGUCAGUGUCUAAACAACAGAUUUUAAAUUCAGAUUAUUUCACUGAGAUUAACUCAGAAAUCAAAUCUGUUGAGAACGAACAGCUCAGUUCGGAGAAUAUAGCAGGGGAUGGUCCUCAUCCUGAAACAGAGUUACCUGACAUUAACCAACAAACACAGAGUGCAACUGUCAGUGAAAUUUUUGCAGCUAUGGAAAAACAAAGUAUGUGUCAGAAAGCAGCAGAGAAUAAUCCUCAACCUGACACAGAGCAUCCUAAUGUUGAGCCACAUGCACCGUGUGCACCUGUCGGUGAAAUCCCACAAGUUGAGCAACAACAAGAUUGCACAGAAAAUAGAGAUGAUAGCCUUUCUCCAACUGUAGAAGGUGAGAUACAAAACCCAUUGACAAAUUCAGUUUUAGACAACACAGAUGCCUCUGUCAACAUUGAAACUAGGUCAGAUACCAAAAUUGCUCAAAGUGAGGGUGCAGCUCCCCCAGAGGAUCAUAAAAAAGUUGAAUCAACACCUGAAGAGUUCCCAGAAGUGACAUUUGAACCAACUGCUUCCAAGAUCCAUAGAGGAGUCACACAGGAGAUUGUAAAGUCAGAUUCUACUGCUGCAGAUGUAAACAAUGACAUUUUAACAGAUGAACCCCAAAAAUUGCCAGUAGUGCUAACUCCAUCAGACACAAGAUCAGAGAUCAACAAAACAGACAGCAAUGAAAACUCUGGGGCAAACACUGUUGCACUAGUUGUUACAAAUGAUGUUACUGCAGAAACUAUGUCAGCAAAAGAGUUGAUAACCUCUGUAAUUGCUGCCCCCCAAGUCGAAUCACGUAUAUCUCACAACGCAGGGCAAGAAUUACAAGCAACACCAGCAGACAGUGUAGAAUUUGACAUUUCUUUGGUUGUGGAAGAUCAAAAUUCUUUUGCAUCUUCCGAGGAAGUUAGUCAGGUAACUGAAACAAAAAAUGAGCUUAUAGAGAAAGAGGAGGAGGCAGAUCCACAUAAUCUAGCAGAUACUUUCCCUCCUGUUGUAGGUCCAUUAGAGAAAGAAACGUCUGUUACAGAGAAGGCAAAUAAAAAGAAUACUGAUGAAACAAAAGACUCGGUGAAACCUAUUGAUAAUGAGAAAAUAGCUCUGAAUAAAACUACAAAACAUGAUGACGUGGUGGCAGUUGACACACAAAUAAAUGUAGGCACACCAGGAGCAGCGGAGGUAAAAGCAGAUAAAGGGAAUUCAUUAAAAGAGGAGAGAAUUAAUAAAGAAACGGUUGAGAACACAAAUGACCAAAAUGUCCUCAGAAAACAUGGUUUUGAAGCAGGUCUAAUUGAAGCAGUGGGCAACACUGAAACGGAAAGUAUUCUAAUGGAAAUAAAGGAGGUAGAAAAGGAAAGUGUGGGAGCAGUAGCUGUCCCAGAGGAAAUGCCGAAAGAAGACCUUCAUAUAAAUAAAGAUAUACAACAAGAAACAAAGUCUGAUGCUGUUGAAGGAAGCCCUGUUAAGACAGUACCACUGUUAGAGAAAUCGGAAGACACAGAAAACUCUUGGGCAGUUGCAUCAAGUGAUGAAUCACAGAAAAGAAAACAAAACCUGGAGAAUGCUAUGUUAGAGGUGGAUGAACAGUCUGACAAAGCAGUUAUCUCUGAUCCACCACCUGUCGAAUCAAGGCAGCAAGAAAUGGGGGCUGUUGAGGUGCCAGUUAAAAGUGUGCAACCUGUGUCUUCCUCAACUUAUGUCAUUGAAACAAAACCCAGUAAAAUAACCUGUGAGGAGAAUGACUUUGAGGGUGAGGCAGAGACUGGCUUGAGUGCAGCAGAAAAUCAAAAGGAGCCUGAUAAAGUUGUUGAGCCAUCAGUCAAGGAUAGGGAGGCAGAAACUGACAAGAACGAGGAUGAGUCACAGCCUGUCGUUGGCAGCCUGCAGGAAGCUAUUUCAGUAUCUGAAGCAAAUGCUGUAUGUGACAAAGAUUACAAUACAGUUUUUGAUGUAGAAGUGAGCUCCACUUCAGAGAAGCAUGAAGCUUCAGAGCAUGUGCCUGCUUUAGUACCUUCAGUCCCACUACCAGAAUCUAAAAUCCAGUCUGUAGAUAGUAAUCACGAUGCAGGUUCGAAGGAAGAAAGUGUGGAGGAGAAAAUGGAAGUAAAAGCUAAACCUCUGGAAAAGCAUAGCGAUGAGGAUAAUGAGGUGACUAUUAAAACAGAGGAAACUUUGAAAGAGCCUGAAUUGAAAGAAGUGGAGGCUAUAGAAUGCAGUCCCAUUGGCCCUUCAGAUCUAGCAAAACUACAAAGUUCUGUGCUUCCUAUUCUAAAGGCCCAGGUGGGCACAGAGCAGGAGAAACAGACUGAUACUUUAAAGACCAGACGUAAAUUGGAGGUUCUUCCUCUGUCAUCUGAUUCUCCAAGUUCAGAAGAGGACAAAGAACUUUCAGAGAAGAAUGCCAGCAGUACUUCAAAGAAAAAGCUUCUUGUGCCAAUGGAUGUCAAGGCAGAUUCCCUGGAUGACAGCAGUGAAAGUUUUGGAAAAGAAAGCCCAAUGUCAGGAGAUGAUGAGGAGUUUAUCAGAAAACAAAUCAUAGAAAUGAGUGAGAAUGAGGAUGCCUCUCCAUCGGAUGAAGAAAGUUUAGUCAGGCGAAAGAUCAGAGAGGAUGAGAAGAAGCCGAAAGAAGAGAACAAAGCAGAGACUGUAGAGAAGAGCACCACAGGAAAAACAAGACGCUUAACUAAGAAAAGUACUAUUAGUGCCGACUAUGAGGAUGUUAAGGAAAUCACAGCCUUAGUGGACAAGUCUGAUGUUAUCAAAGGAGAUGGACAAGAACAAAAUGAAGAACAGUACCAGAGCAUUGCUGCUGUUUGCAAAUUACAAACCUUUGACCUGAAUGUAACCAGCAGCCCUAUAAGUAUACCCAGUGCAGAUGGAGAGCCUGAAAUGGAAAGCUUGACAGACUCUCCUGAUGACCGGUCCAGGGGUGAGGGGUCGUCUAGUCUGCACGCAUCUAGCUUUACUCCAGGAACAUCGCCAACAUCUCUCUCAUCCCUGGAUGAGGAUAGUGACAGCAGCAGUCCAAGUCAUGUCCGUACUGGUGAGGUUAAACAGCACAGAAAAGCCAAGCACAGACAGACUGGGCAAAUGUUGCCAACUAUUGAAGACUCCUCAGAGGAGGAGGAGUUACGGGAGGAGGAAGAACUGCUCAGGGAGCAAGAAAAACAAAAAGGCUCUGGGAAAAAAUCUAAAAAAGACAAAGACGAGAUCCGGGCCCAAAGAAGGCGGGAGCAUUCAAAGACACCUCCAAGCAAUCUUUCUCCUAUUGAAGAUGCCUCACCAACCGAAGAACAGAGACAGGAAGCUGAAAUGGAGGAGAUCAGACGGUCAUCUUGCUCGGAUUUUUCCCCCAGUAUUGAAUCAGAUCCUGAAGGGAUUCAGAUCCACGCUGCAAAGAUUGCAGCGGUCCAAAAAACAUAUCAGCUGCCUACAUCGGUAUCUCUUCACUCUCCAACAGAUGAUGAAAACACUGAUAAAUCUCAGAAGAAAGCACUCAAAUCUGCUGAUGAGGCGUAUGAAGAAAUCAUGCUAAGGGUUAAAUCUCCAACACUUGAUAAAGGUGAAAUUCAAGCAGAAAAAGAAUCUGUUUAUGGCGGCAUGCUUAUUGAAGAUUAUGUCUAUCCUUCCCUUCUUGACAAUUCUUUUGUUCGGGAAGAACCAGAGAAAAUGUCUAUCCCUGUUGAACCCAGAAAACUGAGAUCACCCGAUGAAGUUUAUGAGGACAUGAUUAAGAAAAGAAAGGAAUUCAUGCAGCUAGAGCGGGAAUAUGAAAAUAUAAAGCCGAAAAACGAAACCACCCCUAAUCCAAAAAUUGUGCUGCAACCAGCUGAAAAUACUUUCCCCCAAAGUGCCACAGUAACAUUAGGCAAAGAUGGAAAGCCAUUGUUGGAUGCUGAAACUGCCUAUGAAGAGCUAAUGAAAAGAGUUCUGACACCAGGAACAAGCCCUACUCAGCCUGAGCCAGAAGUGGAAACUACUUCAUCAAAAAAGAUUCUUCAUCCCAUUCCGGACUUAAGGGUUACACAGUGCUCUUCUGGAGAGAUAUCCUCUGAUGAUGAAAGUACAGUUAAAAAGGAACAGGAGGUAACAGGACCAGAUAUGACAUCAGCAAAGGAAUUUGAGCUUGUGAAAGAAGUAUCUGAGGCUCCCCCAUCAACUACAUCAGAAAAGCAACCCGGUAUUGAAACUUCAGCAUCUAAGGCUGAACUUGUGGACCUUUCAAGUACCUUUCCAAGAUCAUCGGCUCCUGUGAUUGCUAAUGUGUCGCCCCUAGCAACAGUCCCCCAGUACACGCCUAGUUUAUCUAGUGUUGUGUCUACAGCACCCCCUGUUCCCCCUAAGCCAAAUAUUUUGCGCAGGGCUAAUUCUCAGGAAAAAGGAGAAGAACCUGUUGCAUCACCCCAGCCUCCUCCCACCCCACCAAAACCCACUGUUUUUCCCAGGAAAGCUCCAGUUCCACUCCCAGCACAGGCUUCAGCACCUAUAAAAAAAGUAGAGCCAGUACCUGUGACUUCACCCCAAGGAUCACCUGUGAGACAAGCAGUUACUCCAACAUACAAACCUCAUUUCCCACCUCCUGUUCCUCCAAAGCCAGCCAUUCCUGUUGGGAUUGUGGACAGUCACAGACCAGGACAUGCUGUUAAACCACCAAUUGCACCAAAGCCUGGUUCACAGCCACCUUCACCUGCUCAUGCCCCUCUUCCAACAAGACCUACUGUACUUCCCACUUGUCCAAUUGACGCAGUUCUUAAUUUGAGCCCCUCUGCAGAGGGCAAGACAUUUCAACCUUCACCAAAGUCUCCUUCUUCCCCAAGAUAUUCCAGCAAUCUUCGUGACACGUAUGUAGUCAUCACACUGCCAUCGCAGCCUAGCUCUCCAGUUGACAAUGUCACCACUCAAGCCCCCUCUGGUCCUGGACCAGCAUCUCCCUCACAGCAUGAGAGUUUUUAUGAACCACCGCAUCAACAAUCAUGUCCACAGCAACAUCAACAACCUACUCCUCCUCAGACAAGCAGGGUGCCUCUGGCAUACACACGUGUCACAGAGUCUAUUGAAAAACAAGAGAUAUGUAGCCCAGAAAAACAUGUUUCUAGUUCUUGCCACAUAAUUGAGGCUAUAUCUGCUUCAGCAAAGCCAUCUGUUUUACCUAACCUCAUAUCUCAAGUGGUUACUACCGAAGUUCAAAGAACCACUGUUUCUGUUGUUCAUGAAAGACCACCACCAGUACCAGCUCCAAGGGCAACUGGUGUUCCAAUGUCAAAGGAAAAGCCAAAGCCUCAGAUACUAGCACAGAAUGAGGCAACUUCUCUACCGUCUGACGUGGUAGAUCUUAGAACUGUGAAGGUAGAUUCAGAUUUUAAUAUGAAUGGUGUUGAUCUGUCCACUAGCCUAGAUCCAAGACGUCAAUCUUUUGUGAGUGAUGUCAGUCGUCACACCAGUGCAGUGCAAUCACCUGUGGUUAACCUCAGCGCUGAAUCAUCCACUGUUUCUAUAGUAACUGACAGCAUCACUAUUGUGACCUGUUCUGCAACAAUCCAGCAAUGUGACAAUGUUGAGAUUUCUCAAGCUUCUUCAGUGCCCCUUCAGCUAACCAAAAAUAAGCCAUUUGAACCUGUUUCUCAAAUUAUAUAUCGACCAGUUGAGUCUCAGCCCUCCACUCUUGCUACUACCGAAGUCCCAAUUAACCUUUCAGUUGGAUCAAAUACAAGUGCGGGAGGUCUUCAAGCCAUGCCAGUCACUGUUCCACCCCCUUCUGUUGCAACCUGUAUUGCCAAUGGAUUAAUUAUAGGAAGAACCACAGUGGCAGGAGCUGUUGAUCUUAGUACCUCAAAACCUUUUAAUACUUUGGUGUCAGUUGAUGUGACAUCUGCACAUGUGGUUACCACCACAAUCACAGAUGAUGGCAAACCAGUGGAUCUGACAGCAGGGAAGAGAACUGUAUGCUGUGAUGUUGUGUACAAGCUGCCGUUUGCUGGAAGUUGUGCAACUCAGCAGCCUACCACACCUCUUCCUGAAGAUCGUUUUGGAUAUCGUGAUGACCAUUAUCAGUUUGACCGAACACCUUAUGGCAUGAGAGGGUUUAGUGGAAUAAAACCCUCCAUGUCAGACACCAAUCUUGCAGAAGCUGGGCUAUUCAUGUACAAGAGUAAGAACAGUUAUAAUUUCAAUGUCACAGCAGAGGGAGCAGUAGAUCUCACCUCAGCGAAGAUAUCAGACGCAGGUGAAGCUGUUGACUACUCCAAGAAAGGAAGUUAUGCAGGAAUGACAAUCCCACCAUAUUCCCAUUCCAGUGCCACAAGCGCUGUCAGUUCACUCUUUGGCACAAACAGUGUUUUAAGGUCAUCAAAUGGAGUGGUCUACUCCUCUGUUGUAGCACCAGUCCCAUCAACAUAUGCAAUUACUACUCAACCAGGAUCUAUAUUUAGUACAACAUACAAUACCUUUUCAGGAAUGCACACAAGUGACACCAUGCCUUCUCUGUCCAAUGUCCAGAAUUUACCACUUACCAGAUCUCAAAGUUUCCUCUCCACCAUUUCCACAACAGAAGAACAAGGAGAAGCUCCUCUUAAUCUGGAGAUCUCUAAGGGAGGUAUUACUGCUGUCAAUGGUACAACUACUUCAACAACAUCCUUAUCCCUUGACACAUAUACAGACGCAUCCCUGGAGGCUAUAGCUGCUUCACUGGAAGCUCUGUCUUCCCCAAUGGUUCCUGGAGAUGGCCAGUAUCAGGCAGAGCGAGAGAGACUAGAAAUGGAAAAGCUAAAGCAGCAGCGCUUGGCUGAGGAAUUAGAAUGGGAGCGGCAGGAGAUUCAGCGAUUCCGUGAACAAGAACAGCUCCUGGUACAGAAGGAAUUAGAAGAGUUGCAAGCCAUGAAACAGCAUAUCCUGACUCAACAAGAGGAGGAAAGACAGGCUCAUCUUAUGAUGCAAAAAGAAACAUAUGCUCAGCAACAGCAGCAGCUUGAGCAAAUACAACGACUCCAAGAACAGUUGCGAUCACAGUUAGAAGAGCAAAAGCUUCGGCAGAUGUACCCAGGUACAGACAUCCCAGGAUAUGGUGUGCAGGAGGCCAUUGUCUUAGGACCUGAUGGCACAGUGCUUUCUCGAAAAAUUACUGAUAGUGGAUGCCAGACCGAUGAGGAGGACGAAUCAUUUAGCAAAGCUUACACAGCAGGGAGAAAAAAGAAAAGUGUUAAAAAGAGUGUUGAUAGUUGUGUUCAGACUGAUGAUGAGGAUCAGGAGGAAUGGGAGGCUCAGAGAAGCCGACAGAGUCGUCCCCGUACUGCCAGGGGUGAUAGGGGUGGACAGUCAGAGAUGUCUCUUCAAGCCCACACUGAAAUUUCUAUACAAACCGACACAGAUGGAAAUAUUCGAAUGGACACGAGAAUGGAGCUGUCAGACUCAGAAAGGACCUCACCAAAGAAACGUCCUACUCCCUUAGAAAUAGGCCAAUCUGCUAACCUCAAACCAGAAUUUUCUUCCCUUCAAGCCCACCCUAAAUCCCCCAAAGUCCUUUAUUCUCCUGUAUCUCCAUGUAUAUCACCUAGCAAAUCCCUUGAAUUUGUGUCCUAUGACAAGUCCCUAGGUGAUACCAGCCCACAAAAGCUAAGGGAAAGUACAGACCCAUCAAAAUCCUCUCCAGCAAGUCCUCGAGGACCCAAAACCAUGCAGCGCUCCAUGUCUGACCCAAAGCCCAUGAGUCCAACAGGAGAAGAAAGAGCAACAUCUGGCACCCAGUAUGGGGAUGGCCAUCCGGGGAAAGGAUCAGGAGGCACACCCACGGGCACUCAAAAAAAGGUAAAAAGGACUCUGCCCAAUCCCCCCUCAGAAGAAGAGUCAACAACAAGUGGACAAACGGCAUACACCACUAACUCUGCCCGCAGAAGAAUGUGCCGGAAUUCUAACAUGGCACGUGCCAAGAUCCUACAAGACAUUGAUCGGGAGCUAGAUGUGGUCGAGCGAGAGUCUUCCAAGCUCCGCAAAAGACAGGCAGAAUUAGACGAAGAGGAGAAAGAGAUUGAUGCUAAGCUUAGGUAUUUGGAGAUGGGAAUCAAUCGUAGAAAAGAUGCACUUUUAAAGGAAAGGGAGAAAAGGGAAAGGGCCUACUUGCAGAGUGUUGCAGAGGAUAGAGAUUACAUGUCAGACAGUGAGGUUAGUAACAUCCGAGAGACUAGGAGUGUCCGAGAAGGUGGUGAAGAUGAGGACAUUGAGGAUCAUGGUCUUGAGCGCCCCAGGACAGCUCCCCACUCAGAACUUGAUGACUUUGUUCCUCCCCAAACCAAGCACGAGUAUGGAAAAUACUCUCAGUACCAAUAUCCUCAAAGUCAGUACCAGCAGUCUAUCUAUCAGACUCCACAAUCCUAUCAAUCUCACUCUAUCUACUCAUCUGUUCCUUCACUUACUACUGCCCAACAGCAGAGUUACCAGCAGAUGCUUCUGUUGCAGCAGAAAGCUGCCAGACAAGCGGCCCUUCUAGCAGAGCUUGAUGCAACUAAAUAUGAUGUCAUUAGCCAUCAGCCCGAUCCCACAUCAUCAGCUUAUCUUGGUGUCAAGUACGACAAAUAUGGUAACCAUCUAGACCUCAGAGCCCUGGAGGUGGGAAGUAUAGCAGAUAGCCCAAUGUCAGCUGUUUCUGAUUCCUACUACACAGAAGUGGAACACCACACACCUCGGAGUUACAUGCUGCUGGAAGACGCUGCAGAGCUAGCUAAGACCUCCACAGGUCUGUCUUCAUCUUAUAGUCUAGCGGAAAGGGAGCUGGCUAAGGCAGAGAAGCUUCUGCGUAGAAGCGCUGCAGAUCUCGGGUCUACUGACUAUCUAGGCUCCACCUCCAGGCUCCAUAAUUUUGGAAAGACUCCUGAUGAAGAAGAUACAAUGGAGGACCCCUAUGAAUUAAAACUUCUGAAGCAGCAGCUCAAACAUGAGUUUAGAAGGAGUACAGGAGGAACAGAAAACUUAGAACAACUGGCAGGUCUCUCCCAACACUACUAUACUCCAAGUUCUGGUGUCUCUAACUACUCCCAAAGACACUAUCCAAAGUCAGAUAAAUAUAGCAUCAGUCGACUUACGCUUGAGAAGCAAGCAGCGAAGCAACUCCCAGCAUCAGUGUUGUACCAAAAACACAAACCUCCACUACUAGAUCCUAAAAUAUCCAAGUAUUCCUCUAUUACAGACAGCAGGGGUUUGGAAACUGAUUAUAACUAUUUGGGAUCUACCAGUGCUUCCCCAAGAUCCAGUAGGCUGUUGCAGGAUGAAAUUACAUUUGGCCUUCGUAAGAAUAUUGCAGAACAACAAAAGUAUCUUGGAUCUACCUUGGGAGCCAAUUUAGCUGGUUCCCUAAAUUUGGGCCAGAGCUUGGGCUUGGACUCUGCUUAUCCUAGUGGUAGCCGGUCAAGACCCUCGUCCAGACCUACAUCUUGUUACGGCCUGGACCUGUCAAUCAAAAGAGACAUUUCAAGCUCUUCACUGAGGCUUAAAGGAGAUGGAGAAUCAUCUGGAGAUGGUCUGAAAUAUCAAACCCCCUCUGGGCGCACCAAACCUACUAGCCUUCCGAUUGUGCAAAGUGGCCGUGGGCGAAUACCUAUAGUGGCACAGAACUCGGAGGAAGAGAGUCCAUUGAGCCCUGUUGGGCAACCGAUGGGCAUGGCUCGUGCAUCCGCUGGGCCUCUGCCUCCUAUCUCUGCUGAUUCAAGGGACCAGUUUGGUUCCUGUAUGUCCCUACAAGAUUCCCAGCAGCAGCAACACAUAAGAGAAGAGCCAACAAGGGGUAGGAGUUAUGUACUGCUGGAUGAUCUUCAGGGCACAAUGUCUGAUAGUGAAGCCCUAUGUGAUUCCCUGACGGCUUUGAACAGAGACGAUUCAACUAAUGCUUAUCACCUCAGACGAGAAGAGACAGACUGGUUUGACAAACCAAGAGACGGACGGCCAGAGAACGGACAGGAAAAGAGACAGGGAAAAGGUCCAUACUAUCCAUUCCCUCACCUCAGGGUCAAACUGCUGAAGGAUCUCAAAGACCACAGUGUCACAGGAAAUGGUUUGGGUAUCCGUGUUGUUGGAGGAAAGGAAGUUCCAGGUGGGAAUGGAGACAUUGGAGCCUAUGUUGCCAAAGUCCUACCUGCAGGAGCUGCAGAACAAACAGGAACAAUUCGUGAAGGAAUGCAAGUCUUGGAGUGGAAUGGUGUUCCUCUGAUGGGAAAAACUUAUGAGGAAGUGCAAGGAUUGGUUGGACAGCUAUGUAAUGAGGCAGAAGUGUGUGUCAGACUUGAUCUUAACAUGCUGGCUGAGUCUGAAGAUUCUCAGCACCUUGAUUUGCAGGAGUACAGCAAAGGGGAAAAACCUCCCAGGUCUCCAGGCGUUGAUCCCAAACAGCUGGCGGCCGAGCUGCAGAAAGUGUCACAGCAGCAGGGUCCCAUGUCUGCAUCUUCCUCGAGCCUGGCUGCUCCAGGGUCGGUGACAUCCAGCCCCGGUCAGCCUGGUUCCCCCUCCGUCAGCAAAAAGCGCCAUGCCAGCAAGACUACAGAAGGAUCCAAGACCCACUCCUACCCUAUAUCUGGAGAGAUACAGCUUCAAAUCCACUAUGACAAGCAGCUUGGCAACUUGAUAGUUCAUGUCCUGCAGGCCAGAAACCUCGCACCACGGGACAACAAUGGCUACUCAGAUCCAUUUGUAAAAGUGUAUCUCCUACCAGGGAGAGGUCAGGUCAUGGUUGUCCAGAAUGCCAGUGCUGAAAACAAGAGAAAAUCCAAACACGCAGGAAAGAGCCUCAAUCCUGAGUGGAACCAGACCGUCAUCUACAAAAACAUCUACCUGGAGCAGCUGAGAAAGAAGACUCUGGAAGUGACUGUUUGGGACUAUGAUAAAGGCUCCUCUAAUGAUUUCUUAGGAGAGGUUCUUAUUGAUCUGUCCAACACAGCCCAGCUGGACAACAUUCCUCGAUGGCUCCCACUUAAGGAGCAAAGCGAAGGCGACCACCACAGACGUUCCCACUCAGGCCAGGGCCGUCAUACCUCCUCCAAACCCUCCUCACAGCACUCAUCCCCUAAAGUCACUGCUUCCGCGCAUGAUAGUCAGGACUCCCCCAAAUCAUCUGUCACCAAGAGUCGAAGCCAUGGGAUCUUUCCAGAUCCAGCCAAGGGACAGAGAAGCCUUCUCACGUUAAGGCACCAGAGACACAGCGUAGUGGGUGUGCUCACCAUUCAGAGAGCCCAGUCUGACUGGCUGCCUGCCCUGCCAUCGACCAUGUCGGCCAAGGGGAGCAGAGGAGACGGCAGACUCGUAAGCCUCAGGAAAGCCAUGUCAGAGGAAAGGCCGCAGAGCAUCGGAGCUCGGUCGAGCUACAGGUCCAGCGAUGCCCCAGUUACCGCGGCUUCAUUGGACAGUGGUCUGAGCGGUAGUGCUUACAGCCUUUUGGAUGAAGAAGGAGAGACAAAUGAAGUGGACAGUGCUAUCUUCCAGGUUCCUCGAUUUGGGAAGAUCCCAAAUGGCACAGACGUGAUUAAAUCCUCAAUGGGACAAAGUGAUGGAGAAGGGAAGACUCAGGUGAUGGGGGAGAUCAAGAUCGCUCUGAAAAGGGAGAUGAGGACAGAGGGGGAGCAACUGGUCCUGGAAAUUCUUCAAUGCCGCAACAUCACUUACAAGUUUAAGACUCCUGACCACCUACCUGACCUUUACGUGAAGCUCUAUGUAGUGAACAUUGCCACCCAGAAAAGGAUUAUCAAGAAGAAGACCAGAGUGUGUCGUCAUGACCGCGAGCCAUCCUUCAAUGAAACGUUUCGCUUCUGCAUGAACCCAACAGGACACUCACUGCAGCUAUUCCUUGUAUCAAAUGGAGGCAAGUUCAUGAAGAAGACCCUCAUCGGAGAGGCUUACGUGUGGCUGGACAAAAUCGACUUACGCAAACGAGUCGUGAGCUGGCACAAGCUGUUUGCUAGCACAGCUCAGAUCCACUCAUAGGGGGACACUUUAGACUUUAAAGGCAAAAAGUGAAAAGAUUAUGAGUUUGUGACAUCAGGGGGACCUUAACUCAGCAUCUGCAAAACUGGUCCUGCGUGGCUGUUUGGGUGAAGGAUGACGCGGUAACAAGCGAAGACAAAAUCUCUUCGUUUUCAACCUUUGGGACUUGGGUGGUUUCUUGUUUUCA